This is a messenger RNA of Botrytis porri, 1092 nucleotides long. RefSeq lists its product as uncharacterized. The coding region runs from base 1 to 1092 and encodes 363 amino acids. Lineage: Eukaryota; Fungi; Ascomycota; Leotiomycetes; Helotiales; Sclerotiniaceae. Gene Ontology annotation, molecular function: transmembrane transporter activity. Gene Ontology annotation, biological process: transmembrane transport. The transcript has 4 exons. The record is from RefSeq and is a predicted model, not a curated record.
AUGGCUGAUACUCAAACUGGUACCAACGGCCACGCAGGUACACCUUAUGAGGAUGGGAGAAGUACUAUAGCUGUCCUUAUUGUGUCCAUUCUUUUCGGAGUCCCAGCAGGUGUAUACGGUGCAGGAAACGACGAGAUGAGUGCUCUAUUUAACUUCAGCAACUCUGGGUUUCCCUACUUAUUCUUCGCUAAAACUUCCUGGAAUAUUGGGGCUGCAAUAGUUCCCUUACUAUUUGUUCCGUUGACGGAAACUUCAGCUCGUAUACCUGGAUACUUUGCCAGAGAAGCCAAGAAAUGGCGCAAAAAUAAUCCAGACGAAGAGCCACGCUAUGCGGAAGCUGAGAUUGAUAUGCCAUCUGUAGCCACUCGACUUGAGGUCUCAUUCAAGCGUCCAAUCAAGAUGCUUUACACUGAAUGGGUCGUGUUUUCGCAAACUCUUUGGGUGUCAUUCGCGUGGGGUCUGCUAUUCCUCUUCCAAUCCUCCGUUACUCAAAUCUUCUCCACAAAUUACAACUAUAACACCUUUCAGACCACCCUCAUUCAACUGUCUCUUAGCGUUGGUGCCAUUAUCGCUACUCUUGUAAAUCCGAUUCAAGACCAUCUAUAUCUGCAGUCCGCAAAACGUUCCAAGACAGGAACACCCAUCCCAGAAGCCCGGCUCCAUUCCUCCAUUCCCGGUUCUCUGUUAUUUACAGCAGGUCUGUUCUGGUAUGGUUGGUCAUCCUACCCUUUUCUUCCCUGGAUUGUCUCCACGCUCGGUAUUGGUUGUGUCGGCUUUGGAAUAUAUUCCAUCUACCUAGCUGUAGUGAAUUAUCUGACUGAUUCCUACGAAAAGUACAACGCUUCCGCGCUGUCGGCAGCGUCAUUGGGGAGAAAUACGUUUGGGGCUUUCUUGCCACUAGCAAGUCCAGCACUCUACACUAACUUAGGGUUCCAAUGGGGAAGCUCUUUACUAGGAUUCGUAGCAUUAGUGUUAGGUCUAGCUCCGGUGUUAUUGUUGGUCAAAAAAGAGGAGAUUAGAAAGAGAAGUCCUUUUAUGAAAGAGGCAACUUUUGCGAAAGAGGCACGCCGAACCAUAGAGGAUGGUGUGUAA